AUAAAAUCGAAAUGCUUAUGUACAACUUAACUUAUUAACGAAUAAACUGGUUCUCUACAAGAGCUAGUUCUCCUGUCGCAAAAACAAUGAUAUUAAGGACAAGCCUUAACAGCCUUUUUAGGAGCCAGAUAAGUAAUGAAACAAAGAGAACUAUAGUAUCGAAAGUCAGAAGACAAGAUGGAUUGCUUCGUCCAAAACAACAGCCAGAUAACCCUUUAAUAUUUGAAAGGUCGGUGCAGAAUAGAGACUUGAUUUGGUUUGGAGUUUGGACGCUCUGUUUCUUUGAAGCUGUUUACCUUGCCAAAAGAUGGUAUGCGAGAUACACAAGCAAUGAAAAGUACAUCAGGGCAAGAUUUCCCUCCUUUGUCAUUAGCACGGAAUUCUAAAGAACAUGUAGAGAUCUAAAGAACAUUCUUAAUUCAUCUAAAGAACAGAUGAACUAAGUUACAUAUAUGUGUAUUAUUCCUUUUAAUGAAAUAAAAUAAAAUGAAAUUAUGAUUUUACUGAGUGCAACUUAAAUUGAUGUACAUUUUAUCAAAUAAGAGUGUUUAUAUCAUUAAUUAUUUCUUUAACCAGGGGUUUUCGGUCCUCUCUACUCCUCAUUUUCACUAAUUGAUCAGAUUUGAAGCAGCUUUUAUAAAGUCUACUAAUAAAUGUAUAGCAUUUGUUCAUAUUUUUAGCAACAUAAAAACAAUAUCUGACAGUAAAUGUACUGAAAAUUGGCAAGAAAUUACAUCUUUAAGAUCGACAUCUCCUGAAAUGAAGAUUAUGAAAAACAAUUUAUUGAUUAAAGAUCAAUAUAUACCUUUUACAGACUUAAAACUAAAACUUAUUGUGUUUGAAGACAAUGUUAAAUGUACAUGUGUAUUACAGAAAAUUAAUGGUUAAUGUCAUACUAAUUCAUUGAAUGAAAAUGGGUAUAUAAAUAAAUACCCUUCCCUCAAUCCUCAACAAUAGAAAGAGGGUCUAUUUAUAUUUAUUUCAUAUGCAAUGUUCAUUUAUUCAAAGGGGAUUCUGAUGUACAAAGGAUGUUUUCUUUUGAGAAUCUCUCUCUCUCUCUUUCCUCUCUCUCUCGAUCGAUCGAUCGAUCGAUCGAGAAAAAAGAUGGCUUUAUUCUGCCUAUCCCGCCCUUGAUAAUAUGUAUUCCUAAAAUACAUGGACAAUGUAUCACCAUGAAGAAUUAUGCAAUAUAUUUAUUCCAAAAAAAAAAUCGACAUUCCCCUGCCAAUGAAGAGACCGUGCCCAACAAAUAUAGAACAAUUACUGUGCGAACAGACACAAGGGUCCUCUUCAUUUAGCACGAGUUCUCGUCAUUUAGCACGAGUCGGUCAGCGCCGAUCUUCGGCCCCAUGACAGGUGCUUCAUUCAUAUUCUGGCGUCAGAACCCUCCCCAAUAAAAAGGACAGCCCCGGCCGCUGAGUCUUUCCCUCGGAGAGACUCUGGUUGGUUGCCAUGUUUUCUUGUUCAGACGCCAUAGGGGUACAUUUAGUCCAUGAUGAAUUGUGACCUGUGCAUUCUCUUGUCCUACAUGCUGCGCAUGCUCUGUCAGUAUGACACAAAGCUUGCCGAGCAACCGGGAAAUAAAGGACUUGUCACAGUCGACCAGCGAUCUUUGCUGACUCUGCAGAAAACCACCACCAAGGCCCAACAAAAUUACAAAUGGAGCUAUGGGGGAGAAACAGGGCCGGAUCACUGGGCUAAGAAUUUUCCGCAAUGUGGUGGCAAACGGCAGUCGCCCAUCAACAUCAUGACGUCACGCCUUCACCAUGUUACAUGGCUGCCUCAAUUCGAGUUCAUCAACUAUGACAAAUUAAGCGGCGAUGGAAUGACCCCAGCCUUCCUGCACCUUAGAAACAAUGGGCACACUGCAAGCAUGACCAUUGACGACGACGUGUACCUGCGUGGUUCUAACCUCGGGGAGCUUUACCGUGCGGUAGAAAUCCACUUCCACUGGGGCCCUGACAACGGGGUCGGUUCAGAACACAUCCUUGACGACCAUCGACAUCCUCUUGAGGUGCACAUUGUCCAUUAUAACACCAAGUACAGGACACUGUCUCAUGCCAAACAACAACCUGACGGACUGGCCGUGAUAGGGGUCUUUGCUGAUAUUUCCGAGGAAAAAAACCAUGCUUUCGAGUUGAUUGCUAUGGCCCUUGAUCAAGUGACUGAAUACAAUCAGCGAACCAUUGUUACGGGAAUACGACCAAUUGAUAUGCUUCCUAAUGACACGUCCAUGUACUACCAUUAUGCCGGAAGCUUGACCACGCCCCCUUGUUAUGAGUCUGUAUCGUGGUACAUCAUGCACGAAGGAAUUAAAAUCACACAAGACCAAAUAAAUAGGCUCCGCCAUCUGAAAGAACAUGUGGAUGAGGACCAUAAGCCACAUGGACCCCUACCACCACAAAGACCGGCCGUGGAAGAUCUAAAAGUCAACAUCACUCAUAACAACACCAUACAUGCACUAUCCAAUCCCGACCACCAUACGAACAAGGCGAAUCAUUACAUCCGGUACAAUUACAGACCAAGUCAGCCAUUGUACGAACGAAAGGUGUACUGUAGCCAUCCAUCAAUGGUCAAACACACGUCUUAUUUCCCAGAAUUCUCAGUUGGUGACAUUGCUGUCAACCAUCACGUUUCUAAUCUGGGCGACCAUGACCUUUCAAAAGCCUUGCUGCAGGACACUGGGUCUGGUUUCCAUCACGCCAUCGGAUCCUCUCUCUCCAGUCAUCCACAUGAUGGUCAUUCUUCGAGAUCCACACUUAAUAUCCACUCACAUGGUAGUGAUCUUCCACCGCAAAAAGUGGAGAUCGACUUUAAUGGCCGCAAAUCGAAGCAGCAAAGAAUCACGGACGCUUUGCAUGGCCAUUCAGACGAAUUUUUAAACAAAGUUCUUCCGAAGAACUUGAAGGUUAUCUUGACCAGAAACCACAUUCCCAAUUUUGAACACAAGUUAGAACAAUCAGACAUUUACAAAAUAUUUGGCAAUAUCUUUCUCAGACAAGCUCAGAUUCUUUCCGCUCAAAAGACAAUCGAAAAAAGCUCAAAGGUAGAUACAAAGCUUUUCGCUGAACCUGAGAUGAAAGAGUAUACAAACCCAGCGUAUAAAAUAAACAAAAUUCAGCAUGACAUUAAACAACGGACAGAACAACAUAACAUCCACUCAAAGAACAAACCUCAACAGCAAGGGAGUCAAAAUUCUUCAAAACACCUGGCAUUCAGACCUAAACAACAGGUAAUCUCGAAACCGUUUGAUGAAGAUUUACCAAAACCUCAUAACCAAAAUGCAAUCAAACACCACCAGCAAGAUGCACAAAAUAUAAUAAGACACGUAGACAACGCGGCUAACCAACCAGCCAAGGAAAGAUUAUCCGACUAUAAAAUGGUGAAUAGCAACAAAAAAUCAAGCACUUCUUUUAACCUUUCCGGCGAGCGUCCGAAUACUUACAGCGCAAGAAAACGCGGUAAGUUGGGUACCGGUGGGUUCCACUUUUCCGCGCGUAAACCUUCGUAUCAACAGCAUAGCGGAGAAAUUUCCAGAAAUUACCCACCGAGUUCCUUAAUCGAAAAGAAAAAAUCAAUCAGAUUCAUUUCGAAACCUUAUGCAAAACAUUACAGAAGCUCAGCAUCAGUGGAAAAAUCAAAAACAAAGGUUGAUGUUCCUACUAAGAACUCUGAAAAUGGUAUCUUGCAUCUUAUUUCCCAAAACAGUUUUGAUGUUUUAGAGAGUGAAACUAGUCUUAAGACACGGAAAGCUCUAGCUGCGUUUGUCACAUCAGCACCCAAAGUAUCAGGUAGUCCUGGAUUUAGCACCAAACGUACAUCUAGCGUCCUUCUAGAAACACUGGGGCUAGAAAAACAAGCGCCAUUUGAAGAAACCGUCAAUCUCACGACUGAGACCGCUGCUGAAAGAGAGAGGACCACACAAACCACUACAAACGUAGACAUGACAUCGUUCUCAACUUCUCCGACAACUCAAUCUCCUGAAAUAGUCACAUCAGCGAUACCGCCGGAAUCAUACGAACCAGUCAGAACAACGCUCGGAAACGAGAAGGUUCGCUUUCCGAUCCAAAGGGAGAGAAACGCACCCUCCAUUCCAAUCCGCAGUAUGUUGGAUGGAUACAAAAUGCUUCCGAUGUUAACAAAUCCGUCACCAUCGAAAGACCAAAAGCCAUAUCUACCAUUAUGAAAGCCAUUUUUUCACUCCUACUAUCAAAGGAACGUAAAAUAAAAUGAACAGUUUUUCCCCCAACGAGGCCUCUUUUGACAAAAUGGCGGAAUCGUACUUUGAAGAGGAAGCAUGGAGAAAAAAAAACCCAUCGGCUAUCCAGCAUUCACAAUGUUUAUCAAUCGUGAUUAUAGUCCCAAAUGUCGGAUGCUAAUGUAUGAGGGCAGCGGAAGAGUAUUAUCGUUUUUUUUACUAUGUUAGCUUUACUUUUAUCCAUGAACAUAAGGAUGAUGUUCAAAACCAUUUUUCAUAAACCAGAGAAAUGUAUUUUGUAUUUUCAAUGCAACUCGAUUGAUUAACGUAUGAAGUAUUUGUGUUUUUUGGUGAUGACAUAU
Messenger RNA from Magallana angulata, 4560 nucleotides. RefSeq lists its product as uncharacterized. The transcript is spliced from 12 exons. Bases 1493 to 4186 code for a protein of 897 amino acids. Gene Ontology annotation, molecular function: zinc ion binding; carbonate dehydratase activity. NCBI's taxonomy places the organism in Eukaryota, Metazoa, Mollusca, Bivalvia, Ostreida, Ostreidae. The record is from RefSeq and is a predicted model, not a curated record.